Messenger RNA from Aureobasidium melanogenum CBS 110374, 1338 nucleotides. RefSeq lists its product as uncharacterized. Gene Ontology annotation, molecular function: DNA-binding transcription factor activity, RNA polymerase II-specific; zinc ion binding. Bases 1 to 1338 code for a protein of 445 amino acids. The transcript is spliced from 6 exons. The record is from RefSeq and is a predicted model, not a curated record. Lineage: Eukaryota; Fungi; Ascomycota; Dothideomycetes; Dothideales; Saccotheciaceae. Gene Ontology annotation, biological process: regulation of transcription by RNA polymerase II.
AUGAAGCCUCGCAAAACACACCUGAAGUCCCGCACAGGAUGCGCAACAUGCCGUGCGAGACGAAUCAAGUGCGAUGAGUCCAAGCCACAAUGCAUCAAUUGUACUCGACGGCAGGUCCGUUGUGAUUUUCUGGGAGCUGCAUCCUCUUCACAGACUUCGCCAGAAGAACCAUCACCACAGGUGGCUCGCAUUCUGCACGCUCUCUCGGACAACGACGCAGAUGGUUCCCUUGAACCAGAGCCUGCUUCUCUGCUGAGAUUAUUCCCGACCGAUACUCCGGACUUGUCAAAGCAAGAACGAUUUCUGAUGGCACAUCUCUGCGGAAUCAGUGAUGAUUUGGUUGCCGCCGGAAUGCAAAAUAUUGACUUCGGACUCUCGCUGCUGCCAGAGGUUCACCGCAUAGCAGUUGACUGCUCGUUUGUGCGACAUAGCGCCUGUGCUCUUGCGAGCACGCAUCUGGCAUUUCUAACACAGGCAUCUUCAAUGGUUCACCUGGCUUAUUACUACAAAUAUCUGGCACUUCGGGGACUUCGCGAAUCUCUUCGAGUACUCAAUCAGGACAACGUGGAUGCCAUGCUAGCUGCAUCCUAUCUGCUAAGCUGGCAAGCUUCUUCAAGCCAGGAAUUCAUGCAAAUUAUGAAGGGCGUUGACUUGGCCCUAAAUGAGAUGGAAAACUUCGGCCACCAGUCAAAGCUCAGGAGCCUCACUCAACACUCGGGUAAGGGAAUCAAGCUCGAGACCAGUGAUACCGAGCUCGCGCCCUAUCCAGAGAACAAUUCAAUAGAGCUGGCUUGUUCAACACUCAGGGAACUUCAGAAACAGGUCGGCGAUGAACCCGAGCUCGUCCGUGGCACCAAGGAGUUGAUCAACUUCAUGCAAAACUUACGAAUAUCCCCACCAGGACCAACAGCCGACGAGCAAUUACAGGCGCUGUAUCCUAUUCGCCAUUGGGUCCCAUGGCUUUCCAGAUCGCUGAUCAGCUUGUCCGAUCGCGAACCGCUUGUCCUGGUCUUCCUUGCACAUUACCAUAUGGUCGUUUUGGCAGUUGAGUCGAUUCUGCCAGCCGCGUCCAAUUUUCUUCUUGCGUCCAAGCGCGUCGAGCUCAUCGAACAACUUGAAACGACGAUCGGCCAAGUAUACAAACCAUCAGAAAAGGAAAGUCUUGAGAACCUGAUGUCUGGUCCUGCGGCUUUUGCUCGGCAAUUUCUUCUCACCAAUCUGCUGUCGGCGGAGUCAGUUCCAGUGUGGGGAAAUACCCAAACCGCAGCCGGGGAUCAGGGCCUUCAGCCGCAGUGGCAGGAGGACCCUGUCUCUGUCGACUUCAAUCUAAUAUACUGA